Lodderomyces jiufengensis is the source of this 939-nucleotide messenger RNA. Its product is annotated as mitochondrial 37S ribosomal protein mS43. The record is from RefSeq and is a predicted model, not a curated record. Gene Ontology annotation, biological process: superoxide metabolic process. Gene Ontology annotation, molecular function: superoxide dismutase activity; metal ion binding. Bases 1 to 939 code for a protein of 312 amino acids. Lineage: Eukaryota; Fungi; Ascomycota; Pichiomycetes; Serinales; Debaryomycetaceae. The transcript has a single exon.
AUGUUUAGAUCACUAAUAUCAAAACGAAGUCUAUCUUCACUUCCAGUAAACAAAACAUUAGAAGUCUUAAAAGCAACAAACGCAAAUUUCGAAGGUUUAUUUUCAAACAAAGCUCUUACACAAUUAUGGUUUAAUCAAGGUCAACAAUUAAUACAAGAUUUAAAUCAAUAUAUUUCACAAUCUUCUAUACAAAAAGAUGGAGAAGAAUUAAAUUUAAAAGAAAUAAUCAAAUUAAGUAUAAAUAAAUCUGAAUUAUAUCAUAUAAAUAAAAAUGCUUCUAAAUUAUAUAAUUUAAUUCAAUUUUUCGAAAAUAUAAGACCAUCAAAUAUACCAAUAGAAAUCAAUAAACCAACACAAUCAGACUUAUUAAAAACUCCCACAUCUCAAUACGGAAACAUCCCUACUGAUGAAAACUUAUUAGAUUGGAUAAAUCAAUCAUUUGGAUCAUUAACUGAAUUUCGUAAUUUAUUUUUAAAUAUUGGUUUAUCAAUAAAAGGUGAUGGUAAUGUAUGGUUAGUUGCAGAAUCAACAAUGUCACAAUUUCAAAAACAUUUGGGGUUGGGAAAUUCAUUUGCUCAAAAACCAAGUUAUCAUAAUUUAUCAGUUUUAGCUACUUAUAAUGGUGGAAUAAUUGAUGAUUCUGAAAGAUCAGGACAAAUUAAAAGAUUAAAAUCAUUACUUGAUGAAGAAAAAAAUGAAGAAGAGCUAAAACAAAAUCCACUAAAAUUAGGAUCGAUUGAAGAUUCUGAAUUUGAAAAUUCUUAUUUAAAUAAAAAUUUAAUACCUGUUUUAUGUAUUGAUGUAUCACCAAAAAAUUAUUUAUUAGAUUAUGGAGUUUUUGGUAAACGAAAAUAUUUAGAAAAUUGUUGGGAAUGUAUUGAUUGGGAUAUUGUUUUAAAUAGAUUACCUCCUAGAUCUAAACAAGCCAUAACUGUAUAA